GUGAGCCCAUUUGUAGUCACUUCUCUAUAUGGAACCUUGAACGGGAAGCUGAGCUGUUAACCUUAUCAGACGGCUCCUGGCAAACGAGGGGCAAUUGAAAGAACAUCUCCGUUUGUAUCGGCUACCAGAUGAGGCUUGGAUGUCACACAACUACUCGUCACUAGCAUCACCACCAAAACCCUAGGCGUCGGACCUAUUUAGACAGCCGAUCUGUUCUUGUAUUGUUGUCUCCAACUAUCACGUCCGCACUGAAAUAUGGAAAAAGUACGACACGCCAUUAAAGAAGUAUUCUACUUCAUCAUCUUUCUGCUGCUCCUCCCGCCUCUCCUUGUCAUAACGUGGACCGAUUGGGGCAUCCGUCAAGGUUAUAAGUUUAUGCGCCCGCAAAACCUCAAAGCCCGGCAUCGUGAACGCCCUUCUAGACCGCCCGUUCCAAUUUCAAGACGUCGUGCAUUAACACUACCUUUGCCUUUGGUAAACACUCACAAGCACCAUGGGCCAUUCACGAACGCCCAAGAACAGUCUGUGUUCUUCAAACUGCCCCUGGAACUUCGCGAGAUGGUUUACCAGGAGGUUCUUAUAUCACCUUUUCGGCUACAUGUUCGGCGCACCCAUCGAAGGCUGUGUAGUAAACCUUGCAACGAGCUAAAGGAAGGACCUUGGACGUUCUCUACUAGGUUUUCGCAUGGCUACUGCCAGCUUCCCCCUAUGGCAAGAGAUGGCAGCGUUCAGCGGCGCUCUCACAAGGACCCUCCACGUAAGGAUAAAUUUCUACCCUUACUCUCCAGCUGUCGUAGAGUGUAUUCCGAGAGCGUCGCUCUACUAUACACCAUGAAUACGCUGCUUCUGGAGGACCAUCGCACGUUCCUCCUUUUACCAAAAGCUAUCGCCCCUCAUCGGUUGAGGUCGCUCCGCUUCUUGUCUCUUCAGAUGAACGUCUUCCGGGGCGACACUAUAGAUUGCGAUAUUCAGUCAUCGUGGUUGGAAAUAUGCACAACACUAGCUGGAAUGGACCGCUUAGAAGAUCUGCGCAUUGCGUUGGGUGCGCACACCCAAGAGGCCAACACGCCCAUGCCGCACCGUCCAGUACUCACUUUACUCACGCCCCUGAGAGAAGUGAGAGCCACAAGGUUUCGUGUUUUGAUACCGCCAGGAUGCAGAUUGAACCAAACCAUUGGUGGUGAUGAACAGCCUUUUUCCAUUGAGGUGAGGGCGAGUCUGUAUGACAAUUGCCGUUGUUGUCGAGCUAUUCGCAGUCCUUCUUCUUUUCCGUUUCCACCCUCUUGGAGUGAUAUGUGAUGAAUGCUAUUGGGUUGUUGGGAAAUUGCAGACGCAAGAUAAGGUUAUUCAUGUACAUAGUAGUACUAGGUAUCAUCGGGCAACUACGUAAGGACUUAAUGCCACGGCGACGGCGACGUACCUGGGAACUUUGCCUUAUCGA
This is a messenger RNA of Aspergillus versicolor CBS 583.65, 1441 nucleotides long. RefSeq lists its product as uncharacterized. The coding region runs from base 256 to 1299 and encodes 347 amino acids. The transcript is spliced from 3 exons. The record is from RefSeq and is a predicted model, not a curated record. Lineage: Eukaryota; Fungi; Ascomycota; Eurotiomycetes; Eurotiales; Aspergillaceae.